GCAGGCUCAGCGGCCAUGGCUCAUGGGCCCAGCCGCUCCGCAGCACGUGGGAUCUUCCUGGACCGGGGCACGAACCUGUGUCCCCUGCAUCAGCAGGCGGACUCUCAACCACUGUGCCACCAGGGAAGCCCAAAAUCUCAUCUUUUUGAAGUGCCCCCUCCCUUAGUUUCUGGGCGUGAAGGAAACAUGCACUUUCAUCACCUCAAAGGGUCUAAGAACGUGGGGGUUUGGGAGGGGAGCUGGGGCUUUGCUGAGCGCUUUGAGACAGAAGGGAAUUCCGUCACCUUGCGGCUGGUCAGGAGCUGGGCCGGCACCCUGUGCUAGGAUGUAGUCACUGUAGAAAUAAGUCUGAGGCCCAGCGGUCUCAUUUAAGGAAAAGAAACUGAGGCGAGUCCUCCAGUUUGUCUUAGAUGCAGCAACAUCCUUGCAGGCCUAGCAGAGAGGAGGGGGCUGGGUCAGAGGCAGCUGGUUCUCUAUUGGGGUACUUGGUUUCUCCCCAUUCGCCCUUCCUUCCCCUUUUUCUUUUUUUUGUAUUCGUGUUUUUGUUUUGUUUUGUUUUUGUAUACGGAGGAGCAAGUCAGAACCGACAAAGCGCUCAGAGUCUUUAUGAAUAACUUAGGUCAGAUUUGGAUGUAGAGUUGAUCAAAAUGGGUGGUUGGAUUCUUAUACCAAAUUCCAGGAUCCUGGGUCCUCCCCAACCCCGGGGGUGCUGGGGAGUAAAAUGUCAUCUCUGAUUACUGCCCUUGAAAUUGGACUCCUCCUGUAACUCGCGAAUGAGGUGGGCUGUGAAGGGUAUCGAUGGGAAGAUGUAAAAUGGGCAUAUGGUUUACUAGAAUCCUUCCCACUAGGCUUCAAAGGCUUCUCCAAAACACCAACCAACCAACACCCCAAACAAAAAAUUGCUAUGUGGUCUCCUUCCUUACUCCCUUCCCUGAAGGAGCUGCCAGGCAUUUCUUCCUUCAGGUAUGUAGGCAGGUGUCCUGCACCCUUGGAGGUGUUCCUGAUGCAAAAGGGCCAAGAGCCCUGUGGACUGAUGUAGGAAGAAGGAGGCUUGGAUUUGGAUGUAGGACUGCCUCCUGACUUUCUGGGCGACCAAGUCCAAUCUGAGACUGGACUUCUCUGUGCCUUGGUCUCCUUAUCAGUCUUUCUGGAGCCCCUUUAGGAGAACAAAAGACUGUACACACACAAGUACUUUGUGAGGAGGGGGCAAAACUUGAAAGUAUUAUACAAACUUGAAAGUAUUAUACAUACUUAGGGUGCAAGGCACACAAAGUUAGAAGGGCAUACGUAGGGCCUCAGGAUGGAAACAUUUCUAAAGGAGGUUUUUGCAGCAAUUUCUGCUGAGGGGCUGAGAGAGGUGGCCCCAAGAAAUCUUUCUCCCCAGUGCUUUUUUCUCAGCCCUGGAGUCCCAGCCCUCUUUCUUCCGACAGCAGUGAAGGAGCUGUUAGAAUCAUGGUGUUCUGGCCUCUCUGCCAGUCUCUGGCUCAUCUGCUUCCCACCUGCCUCAUUGCUUUUCUGUCAUGUAAUCUUGUAAACUUGCCUUCAAGGGCCCCUGCCUCAACAGUGGGCUCUUAGAGACAGUUUGGGAGAACCACAGGACAGCAUUUUGGUGUCUGGCCAGGCUGCCGGCAUGGGUCAGGAUCUCCCAGAAGUAUCCAGAUUGCCACCUUUUGAUCUUAAGCCCACGAUAGAAAAACGAGUGGUUGAAAUGCCGGUGUAGGGGAUGCAGUUGGGGCUUGAACCCAGCGUGCCUGUCACUAACUUUCUGGGUGACAGGUGCAGGGAGGGGAGGAAAGAGGUUGGGCCUCCCUGAGCCUCAGAGAGAGGAAAGGGGGCAAGCAGCUCAGGGGGAUUUACUCACAGGGAGCAGGGUGAGCAUGGAUGUGCAAGGCACACAAACUUAGAAUCCAGGUGUAAUUAGAGCAGGCUCUCCCUGAUAGUAACAGGUUUUUGAUUUUAUGAGAAUACUUAGGCAUCUGCCAAUCUCCAACCCUAUGCUCUAGAUGCUGUGUGGGGUUCAAAGAUAAAUUAGACAGCCCUUGGCCACAGGUUGUUUAUUAGCUGGGAUUUACAAAUACUUGUAAUCCAAUAGAGACUGGGAAGUACUAGAAGAGUACAAAGUACUGGGGAAAAUCAGAAAAUCCUGAGACAUUCCUUCCAGGGGACUCAGGAAGCUCCGUGGAGGUGGAGAUGUUUAGGCUGGCCCUGAUGGAUGGAUCACAUUUCAGCCCUGAGCACAUGUGCAAAACCUCAGAGGAGGGCAGGCCCAAGACAUGGGUGGGAAAUGGUGCAUAGUGUAGUUUGUCCAGGACAUAGAGAUCUUGAAGAGGAGUGGCGUGUAAAGGAAAGCCAGCGUCCCGUGUUCCGUGGCCCCAGAAAAGCCAGUGUGUAGGCCUCAGCCACCCCAGGUCCGGCGUACGUUCUCCCUGGACACCAUCCUCAGCUCCUACCUUCUGGGCCAGUGGCCACGAGAUGCUGAUGGGGCCUUCACCUGCUGUACCAAUGACAAGGCCACCCAGGUCAGCUGGUCACUCAGAGCUGGCCAUCAAGUGCUGUGGGCCGGCCACUCCUGGCACUGGGCCCGGGGCCGGGACAGGAGACGGCAGCACAUGCUGGUGGUUGCAGUUACCCCCUCCCUUCUUGCUGGGAGUCUUCUCGCACUCUUCUGGAGGGAGGAAGUGGUCUCACCACAGCUGGAAUGACUGUUGGAGCCAAGUUCCCCCGCUGGUGUUCUCAUCCUGGAGACAGAUGGGACCCUGGGUGCCUGCUCUGCCUGGCCCCCCGUUCUGCUCAUCCCCAGCCCCAUUUCCUCUGCAGGCUCCAGGUGAGACCCCCCUGUCCUGGCAAGAGCUUGAAGGUGAGCGGGCCAGCUCGUGUACACACAAGCGCUCAGCGUCCUGGGGCAGCACAGACCACCGAAAAGAGAUUACCAAGUUGAAGCAACAGCUGCAGAGGACAAAGCUUAGCCGCAGUGGGAAAGAGAAGGAGCGGGGCUCCCCCCUCCAAGGGGACCAUGCUGUGCGGGGAGCACUGAGGGCGUCCCCUCCCAGCUUCCCCUCAGGGUCCGCUGUCCUGCGACUGAGCCCCUGCCUGCACCGGAGCCUGGAAGGGCUCAACCAAGAGCUGGAGGAGGUGUUUGUGAAAGAGCAGGGUGAGGAGGAGCUGCUGCGGAUCCUUGAAAUCCCUGACGGGCACCGUGCCCCAGCUCCCCCCCAGAGUGGCAGCUGUGAUCAUCCCCUCCUCCUCCUGGAGCCUGGAAACCUUGCCAGCUCUCCCUCCAUGCCCCUGGCAUCCCCCCAGCCUUCUGGCCAGACUAGCCGUGAGGAACACCAGGGUGCAGCCGAGGAGCUGACGUCCAUCCCCAGUGACAAAGCUUCCCCUCCAGGCCACCCAGCCUUCCUUGAAGAGGGCAGCCCAUCUCCAGUCCUUGCCUUUGCCUCCUCCCCUCGGCCCAAUCACAGCUACGUCUUCAAACGGGAACCCCCGGAAGGCUGUGAGAGAGUGCGGGUGUUUGAAGAGGCCACGUCCCCAGGUCCUGACCUGGCCUUCCUGACUUCCUGUCCUGACAAGAACAAAGUCCAUUUCAACCCAACCGGCUCGGCUUUCUGCCCCGUCAGCUUGAUGAAGCCCCUCUUCCCCAGCAUGGGCUUCAUCUUCCGUAACUGCCCCUCAAGCCCAGGGUCCCCCCUUCCCCCGGCCAGCCCCAGGCCACCGCCUCGGAAGGAUCCAGAGGCCCCCAAGGCCUCCUCGCUGCCAUUCGAGCCUUGGCAGCGCCCCCCACCGUCAGAAGAGCCCGUGCUUUUCCAGAGCUCCCUGGUGGUCUGAGGGCCCCACCCCCACUUCACCAUGGAGACCAGUGCCUUGGUGGCAGGCCCCUCCCGAGCUCCCUGAGACGGGGGAUGAAGGAGCCCUUCCCUCCUGGCCUUUGAGCACUUUCAUGUAUUGUGUCAAAGCCCUGGGUCCUCUUCCCGAUGGACCCCUGCCCCUUCGAAUGUGAGGGGACCUGCCUCCUCCACUAGCAGCUGGGCAGCUCACGAGUCACACCCGUGUUCUUGUCACCUUUCUCACUUGGUGGAAAACUCACCCAGAAGGUCUUGGGUCCCCCACCCCUGGGUGUGAGUCCGAAGGACUGUGUAUGGGGCCCUUGUCUUUAUCAUGGAGCAAGCUGGCCAUGAUUAAAGGAGAGCGGACACCACAGAUUUCCUUACCUCUCCUCCCCAGGCACAGACGAGGAGACCCGAUCCUCUCAGUCCCAUCCCCCUACCUCCCUCUCAUUGGAGGAGCUGACCAAAGCAGCCCGAAAGGGCCAUAACACUUGACCAAUCCAGCUGCUGGCAGAGGGGGAACCAAGCGUUUUCCUAAGUGGCAUUUUCAUCUCGCUUUCACCCUAAGAUUGUCUUAAGCAGCAGCCCAGCCUGCCCAGCCCCAGGUGGGUAGUAGGGGAGAGGGAGAGCUGGCAUUCCUCCGGGUGGCAAGUGGUGACUCUCCACCCUCCACCUGCCCCAGGACUGGGUUGGAUUAGAAAAAUGCCUAUUUUUCUUGUAUCGAUGUAGAAACUCUAUUUUCUCCCAAAGACACUAUUUUUGCAGCUGUUUGAAGUUUGUAUAUUUUCCAUACUGCAGAGCUUACACAAAAUCGAAGAAGAAUGUUAAUGUUCAAGUUUUAUUAUCCUGUGUUUAGAAGUUGUGUUUUUUUGUUUGUUUUUUGCAGAUCUUGAUGUUAAUAGACCAAAUAAAUAAGUAUACCCAGCA
Molecule: messenger RNA, 4751 nt
Organism: Orcinus orca (killer whale)
Lineage: Eukaryota; Metazoa; Chordata; Mammalia; Artiodactyla; Delphinidae
Gene: FAM117A
Product: family with sequence similarity 117 member A
Exons: 9
Coding region: 2473-3825 (450 amino acids)
Source: RefSeq, a predicted model, not a curated record